Empidonax traillii (willow flycatcher) is the source of this 1038-nucleotide messenger RNA. Its product is annotated as glutamine amidotransferase-like class 1 domain-containing protein 3A, mitochondrial. The coding region runs from base 78 to 752 and encodes 224 amino acids. NCBI's taxonomy places the organism in Eukaryota, Metazoa, Chordata, Aves, Passeriformes, Tyrannidae. The transcript has 4 exons. The record is from RefSeq and is a predicted model, not a curated record.
AAAAGACUCCGGGUGGGGAACAGAGCUCACAGCAGCGCCUCGGGGCUCUCCAGGGAAUCCUCCUGCUCCGGCGCUCCAUGGGGAAGAGGGUGGCUGUGGUGCUGGCUGGCUGUGGGGUCUACGAUGGGAGCGAGAUCCACGAGGCUUCGGCUGUGCUGGUGCAUCUCAGCAGGGAGGGGGCACAGGCAGAGGUUUUUGCUCCCAACAUCUCCCAGAUGCACGUGGUGGACCACGUGAAGGGGCAGCCGAUGCCGGAGCAGCGCAACGUGCUGGUGGAAAGUGCCAGGAUAGCCAGAGGGAACAUCAAGGAUCUGGCUCAGCUGGAUGUCAAGGGGCUGGAUGCCCUGAUCAUUCCAGGUGGCUUUGGAGUGGCCAAAAACCUGAGCACUUGGGCCACCCAAGGCAAGAACUGCAGCGUCUGCAGGGAGGUGGAGGACGUGCUCAGGGCCUUCCACGCUGCCCAGAAGCCCAUCGGGCUCUGCUGCAUCUCCCCAGUGCUGGCGGCCAAACUCUUCCCUGGCUGUGAGGUGACAGUGGGACACGACACUGAGUGUGAGAAGUGGCCCUACGCCAAGACUGCCGAGUCCCUGCGGGAGCUGGGCUGCAAACACGUCAACAGCCACGUCACCGAGAUCCACGUGGACCCCCGCAACAGGCUGGUGACCACCAGUGCCUUCAUGUGCAACGCCCCCAUCCACGAGAUCCACGACGGCAUCGGCAGCAUGGUCAGGGAAGUGGUCAGGCUUGCCUGAAGGUUACAAAGUCCAGCUCCUUCCCCUCUCAUGCCCACGUGUCAGCAGGAAAAGUGCCACCCAGCUGGAGCUGUGUCCCCUCCCCGCCCUUCCCAGAGCGCCCGGUGGCUGCUGAGGAGGGACAGGCUGGAGUUGUGGGUGUUCUGCCAUGGCAAUCCAGCAGGAAUGGGGGUGUGGGCACACACUGAGCUGGCGCAGAGGCAGAGAAUGGGUUGGGUUGGGAGGGACCUCAAAGCUCACCUUAUCCAUGGGCAGGGACACCUUCCACGAGCCCAGGCUGCUCCAA